AUGCGCAUCGCAGCGGCUGUUGUCUCGGUGCUUGCCCUUGCUGGCCCUGGUGCUGCCAGAAAUAGGCGCCGGGAUCUUGACCCUGACACCCCACCAUCCGCUGAUACCGCGACGGCGCCAAAGAAGUUCAUCCUUGAGCUCGACCAGAACGCCAAUAAGAAUGCGAUAGUCAAAAACCUUAAUGAGCGUCCUGGAAGCCGCGUCCUGAAGGUCUUCGACUCCGAGGUCUUCAAGGGCGUUGCUAUCGAGUCCGACAGCGAGAAUACUGACUCGCUCGAGGCUAUCGUGCCCGUCCGCAAGGCAUGGCAUUCGAAGCCCAUUCAACUCGUUCCUGUCAUCGCUGGAGACUCCUUUAGUGACGAUGCUCAGGCUCUCAACUACUCUAUUCAUUACAUGACGGGCGUGGACAGGCUUCACGAGCAAGGCCUUUUCGGUAAAGGCGUCAAGGUUGGUGUCGUCGACACCGGCACCGAAUACACUCAUCCCGCUCUUGGGGGAUGUCUUGGAACAGGAUGCAAGGUUGCAGGUGGUUACGACUUUGUCGGUGAUAAUAACAGUUGGCCAUACCCCGGAGAGGAGCAACAGCCCGACAACGAUCCGAUGGAUUACGGUGGACAUGGAACCCAUGUUGCGGGCAUCAUUGCCGGCAAAAGUGAUGAGUUCAUCGGCGUUGCCCCUGAAGCAUCAAUCUAUUCGUACAAAGUGUUUGGGCCUAAUGAAGGCACUGGCGAAGAGGUCUUGAUCGAAGCAUUUCUGAAGGCAUAUGAAGAUGGGAUGGACAUUAUCACAGCUAGUGUUGGUUCUAUCGGCGGCUGGAGCAACAAUGCCUGGGCACUUGUUGCCUCUCGCAUCGUGGAGCAAGGCGUUGUAGUGACCAUCGCAGCCGGCAACAGCGGCGAUGUUGGUCCAUUCUUUGCAAGUAGUGGUGGAUCGGCCGAGAAGGUUCUGACCGUCGCUUCUGUUGAAGCCUCGAUCGUUGCCGCCCGGCAAUUCGCGGGAACCUUUAAUCUUGACGGGCACUCGAACAGAACCAUCCUGGGAUACCGUCCCGCUGAGGACAAAUUCCCAUCGACGGUUGUGGACUGGCCAAUUAUCCCCAUCACUCUCAAUAUCACUGUUGAGGGCGACGCAUGCGAGCCACUGCCUGAAGACUUCCCCGACCUUUCCCAGACCGUUCCCUUGGUACGUGUUGGGGGUUGUGAGACGUGGCAGAAGCAGCGCUGGGUCCAGGAGCGCGGCGCAAAGCACAUUCUCUUUUACAUGGACGACACUCCUAUCGUUUCGUUCUCUGGAUUCGGAUGGGAGCAGAGCCAGUGGGGUCUUCUGUCGAAGGACGCUGGCGAAGCGAUCGUCAAGACUGUCAUCGCCGGCGGCAACGUGACUGCGGACUUCUCGAUUGACCAAGACAGCAACUACGUAGCUAUGGUCAAUGCUGGUGGCGGUCGCCCAUCUGACUUUACGUCUUGGGGCAGCACGUUCGACCUCGAGCUCAAGCCAGACAUCGCCGGACCAGGCGGAAGGAUUUUCGCACCGUUCGUCGGGCAUCGUUACCGUGACAUCAGCGGUACCAGCAUGGCAACCCCGUACAUUGCCGGCGUUGCGGCACUAUACAUUGGAAAGCAUGGUGGUCGUGCUAGACAUGGAGCUGCCUUUGCCCAGACUCUGCACGCUCGCAUCGCCAGCUCUGGCCGUUCCCUUCCCUGGUCCGACGGCUCGACCAAAGACUACGGGUUCUGGGCGCCGCCUAUUCAGGUAGGUACUGGCUUGGUCGAUGCUUUUGCAGUCGUAAACUAUAACACACAGCUCUCCUGGGAGAAGUUCUCGCUCAACGACACGCACCACUACUCCAGGUACCACCAGGUUGAUAUCACCAACAGUGGCGAAAAGGAGAUUGAAUACCAGUUCAAAGUCCAGGAUGCUGGCGGUUUCGAGUCGUACUGGACAAUUGACUCCGCAAGCGCCGAUACAUAUGCGGUACCCAGGAUCAAGGACUUUGUCGAGAUUGAGCCCUUUCAGAUCCGUCCCCAGGUUAGUCUACCGUCAGGAACGUUCCGCGUUGCACCAGGACAGACCAAGACUGCCAACUUGGGCUCUCAAGACUUCGUCAAACUGGUGCAUGCUCUUCAAUGGGGCACCCGAGAGCUGCGAUGGGAUAUGCUCGUCUCAAUUUUUGAAUCCUCGUACCGCGAGCGCCAGUGGAAGUAUCCCCCAGUUGUGGGCGAGAACAAUUACGUAGGGUCUGUGGCCAGCUUUGAUGUCUACAACAACCUCAACUACCCGGUCUUCGACCCGGCUUCCAACGACGAGAACAAUACGUUUUCAUAUCCCCUGCAAGAUGUGUCGCGUGACGCACCUUACGAGUCGUGGUGGCUCGGCAGGUUGGCCAACGGAUCAAUAAUCGCCCCGGGCAAGUACAAGAUGCGAUUUGCUGCGCUUGCGCCUUUCGGCAACCCCAAGGCUUCGGACAACUGGCACGUUUGGGACGCCCCUGAGAUUGAAGUGCUCUGA
Molecule: messenger RNA, 2508 nt
Organism: Verticillium alfalfae VaMs.102
Lineage: Eukaryota; Fungi; Ascomycota; Sordariomycetes; Glomerellales; Plectosphaerellaceae
Product: serin endopeptidase
Exons: 11
Coding region: 1-2508 (835 amino acids)
Biological process (GO): proteolysis
Cellular component (GO): cytosol
Molecular function (GO): tripeptidyl-peptidase activity; serine-type endopeptidase activity
Source: RefSeq, a predicted model, not a curated record